CAAGCAGCAUUCAGCACAGCAUCACCCAUCAAUCACCUCCCUUAACAGAAACUCACUGACAAAUAGGAGGAACCAGAGUCCGGCCCCGCCGGCUGCUUUGCCCGCCGAGCUGCAAACCACACCCGAGUCGGUCCAGCUGCAGGACAGCUGGGUCCUUGGCAGUAAUGUGCCACUGGAAAGCAGGCAUUUCCUAUUCAAAACAGGAACAGGGACCACACCACUGUUCAGUACUGCAACACCGGGUUACACAAUGGCAUCCGGCUCUGUUUAUUCCCCUCCUACGCGGCCACUACCUAGGAAUACCUUAUCAAGAAGUGCUUUUAAAUUUAAGAAGUCUUCAAAGUACUGUAGCUGGAAAUGUACAGCUCUCUGUGCUGUAGGGGUCUCGGUGCUACUGGCAAUACUACUAUCUUACUUUAUAGCAAUGCAUCUAUUUGGCCUCAACUGGCAGUUACAACAAACUGAAAAUGACACAUUUGAAAACGGAAAAGUAAAUGCUGAUACUGUGCCAACACACACUGUAUCAUUACCUUCUGGGGAAAAUGGAAAAUUAGGAGGAUUUGCACAAGAAAACAAUACUAUAGAUUCUGGAGAACUUGAUAUAGGCCGGAGAUCAACACAAGAGGUUCCUCCUGGGAUCUUCUGGAGGUCACAACUUUUCAUUGACCAGCCACAGUUUCUAAAAUUCAAUAUCUCCCUUCAGAAAGACGCAUUGAUUGGAGUAUAUGGCCGGAAAGGGUUACCACCUUCUCAUACUCAAUAUGAUUUUGUUGAACUUUUGGAUGGGAGCAGGUUGAUUGCAAGGGAACAACGCAACCUUCUUGAGGCAGAAAGAGCGGGUAGACAGGCCAGAUCAGUCAGUCUUCACGAAGCAGGGUUCAUCCAGUAUUUGGACGCUGGGAUCUGGCAUUUGGCUUUCUAUAACGAUGGGAAAAAUGCAGAACAAGUGUCUUUUAAUACCAUUGUUAUAGAGUCUGUGGUGGAAUGUCCCCGAAAUUGCCAUGGAAACGGAGAGUGUGUAUCGGGAUCAUGCCAUUGUUUUGCUGGAUUUCUGGGCCCUGAUUGUUCAAGAGCAGCCUGCCCAGUAUUGUGCAGUGGCAAUGGGCAGUACUCCAAAGGACGCUGUCUCUGUUACAGUGGUUGGAAAGGUACAGAGUGUGAUGUGCCUACCACCCAGUGCAUUGACCCUCAGUGUGGAGGUCGUGGGAUUUGCAUCAUGGGCUCUUGUGCCUGCAACUCUGGAUACAAAGGAGAAAACUGUGAGGAAGCGGACUGUUUAGACCCAGCUUGUUCAAACCAUGGCGUGUGUAUCCAUGGAGAGUGCCACUGUAAUCCAGGAUGGGGUGGUAACAACUGUGAAAUACUGAAGACUAUGUGUCCAGAUCAAUGCUCUGGCCACGGCACCUACCUUCAAGAAAGUGGCACCUGCACUUGUGACCCAAAUUGGACUGGUCCUGAUUGCUCAAACGAAAUCUGUUCGGUUGACUGUGGCGCACAUGGUGUGUGCAUGGGUGGAACUUGUCGGUGUGAAGAAGGCUGGACCGGCCCCUCCUGCAAUCAAAGAGCAUGCCACCCUCGGUGUGCUGAACAUGGAACUUGUAAAGAUGGGAAGUGUGAAUGCAGCCAAGGAUGGAAUGGAGAGCACUGCACCAUUGAGGGAUGCCCUGGUCUGUGUAAUAGCAACGGAAGAUGUACUCUGGACCAAAAUGGCUGGCAUUGCGUUUGUCAGCCUGGAUGGAGAGGAGCAGGAUGUGAUGUCGCCAUGGAAACUUUAUGUACCGAUAGCAAGGACAAUGAAGGAGAUGGAUUAAUUGACUGCAUGGAUCCUGACUGCUGUUUGCAGAGCUCUUGCCAAAACCAGCCCUUCUGCCGUGGACUUCCUGACCCACAAGAUAUUAUUAGUCAAAGCCAGCAAUCGCCAUCUCAGCAGGCUGCCAAAUCCUUUUAUGAUCGCAUCAGUUUUCUUAUAGGACCCGACAGCACCCAUGUCAUUCCUGGGGAAAGCCCAUUCAAUAAAAGUCUUGCAUCUGUCAUUAGGGGCCAAGUAUUAACAGCAGACGGAACACCACUAAUUGGAGUUAAUGUCUCCUUUUUACAUUAUCCAGAUUAUGGGUACACAAUCACUCGUCAAGAUGGAAUGUUUGACUUAGUGGCAAAUGGUGGCGCAUCUUUAACUCUGGUGUUUGAACGGUCCCCAUUCCUUACUCAAUACCACACGGUCUGGAUUCCAUGGAAUGUCUUUUAUGUCAUGGAUACCCUUGUUAUGAAGAAAGAGGAGAAUGACAUUCCCAGCUGUGAUCUGAGUGGAUUUGUGAGGCCAAAUCCUGUCAUCGUAUCAUCACCUUUAUCAACUUUGUUUAGGAUUUCACCUGAGGAUAGUCCUAUUAUUCCUGAGACCCAGGUACUACAUGAAGAGACAACAAUCCCGGGAACUGACUUGAAAUUGUCAUACUUAAGCUCCAGAGCUGCAGGAUAUAAAUCAGUUCUUAAGAUCACCAUGACUCAGUCUGUGAUACCCUUCAACUUAAUGAAAGUUCAUCUCAUGGUGGCAGUGGUGGGGAGACUUUUUCAGAAAUGGUUCCCCGCAUCCCCAAAUUUGGCUUACACAUUUAUAUGGGAUAAAACUGAUGCAUAUAACCAGAAGGUUUAUGGUUUGUCUGAAGCUGUUGUAUCUGUAGGCUAUGAAUAUGAAUCUUGUUUGGAUUUAACACUGUGGGAAAAACGGACUGCUGUUUUGCAAGGCUAUGAAUUGGAUGCUUCCAACAUGGGUGGCUGGACACUAGAUAAGCAUCAUGUUUUAGAUGUUCAGAAUGGAAUCCUGUACAAAGGCAAUGGAGAAAACCAAUUCAUCUCACAACAGCCUCCAGUUGUCAGUAGCAUCAUGGGCAACGGUCGACGGAGAAGCAUUUCUUGCCCAAGUUGUAACGGUCAAGCAGAUGGCAAUAAACUUUUGGCUCCGGUAGCCUUAGCUUGUGGUAUUAAUGGAAGUCUUUAUGUAGGAGAUUUCAACUACGUUCGACGGAUAUUCCCAUCUGGAAAUGUUACAAGUGUCCUUGAGCUAAGCAGUAACCCAGCGCACAGAUAUUACCUCGCAACUGACCCAGUCACAGGAGAAUUGUAUGUUUCUGACACAAACACCCGGAGGAUUUAUCGUCCAAAGUCACUCACUGGGGCCAAGGACCUGACAAAGAAUGCUGAUGUGGUCGCAGGGACAGGAGAACAGUGCCUUCCAUUUGACGAAGCCAGAUGUGGCGAUGGUGGCAAGGCAGUGGAAGCAACUCUCAUGAGUCCCAAAGGUGUGGCAGUAGACAAGAAUGGAUUAAUCUACUUUGUGGAUGGGACCAUGAUCAGGAAAGUGGACCAGAAUGGAAUAAUAUCAACUUUGCUUGGCUCCAAUGACCUGACUUCGGCACGACCUCUGACAUGUGACACCAGCAUGCAUAUUAGCCAGGUGCGCCUGGAGUGGCCCACAGAUUUGGCUAUCAACCCAAUGGAUAACUCCAUAUAUGUAUUGGAUAAUAAUGUUGUCCUUCAGAUUACUGAAAACCGACAGGUCCGUAUUGCUGCUGGGAGGCCGAUGCAUUGCCAAGUUCCAGGAGUAGAGUAUGCAGUUGGUAAACAUGCAGUACAAACCACAUUAGAAUCAGCCACAGCUAUUGCUGUGUCUUAUAAUGGAGUGCUUUACAUUACAGAAACUGAUGAAAAGAAGAUAAACAGAAUAAGGCAGGUCACAACUGAUGGUGAGAUAUCUUUAGUUGCUGGAAUACCUUCUGAAUGUGAUUGCAAGAAUGAUGUUAAUUGUGACUGCUACCAAAAUGGCGAUGGUUAUGCUAAAGAUGCCAAACUGAAUGCCCCAUCUUCCUUAGCUGUAUCGCCAGAUGGAACGUUGUACAUUGCAGAUCUCGGAAAUAUUAGGAUACGAGCUGUAUCAAAGAACAGACCGUUGCUGAACUCUCUCAACUUUUAUGAAGUUGCAUCUCCAACAGAUCAGGAACUCUAUAUUUUUGAUGUCAAUGGUACCCAUCAAUACACUAUGAAUUUAGUCACAGGAGACUAUUUGUACAAUUUCAGCUACAGUAAUGACAAUGAUAUUACUGCAGUAACAGACAGCAACGGAAAUACUCUUCGUAUUCGACGGGAUCCCAAUCGGAUGCCAGUGAGAGUGGUAUCUCCUGAUAACCAAGUCAUUUGGUUGACUAUAGGUACUAAUGGAUGUUUGAAAAGCAUGACAGCCCAAGGACAGGAGCUAGUCUUGUUUACUUACCAUGGCAACAGUGGGCUUUUGGCAACUAAAAGUGAUGAAACUGGAUGGACCACUUUUUUUGACUAUGACAGCGAAGGGCGGCUAACCAAUGUCACAUUUCCAACCGGAGUGGUGACCAACCUCCAUGGGGAAAUGGAAAGAGCCAUUACCGUCGACAUUGAAUCAUCUAGCAGAGAGGAAGACGUUGGCAUCACUUCGAAUCUGUCAUCAAUUGAUUCUUUCUAUACAAUGGUCCAAGAUCAAUUGAGAAACAGUUACCAGAUUGGUUAUGAUGGGUCCCUCAGAAUUAUUUAUGCUAGUGGUCUUGACACGCACUAUCAAACGGAACCACAUGUUUUAGCUGGAACAGCCAAUCCAACAGUAGCAAAAAGAAAUAUGACUCUUCCUGGAGAAAAUGGACAGAAUUUAGUGGAGUGGAGGUUCCGAAAAGAACAAGCCCAAGGCAAAAUCAAUGUGUUUGGCAGAAAACUCAGAGUAAAUGGCAGGAACCUCCUUUCAGUUGAUUUUGAUCGGAUGACAAAGACAGAAAAGAUCUAUGAUGACCAUCGUAAAUUUCUGUUGAGGAUCGCCUACGACACAUCCGGACAUCCAACUCUCUGGCUGCCCAGCAGCAAGCUGAUGGCUGUCAAUGUGACCUAUUCAUCUACAGGUCAAAUUGGCAGCAUCCAGCGUGGGACCACGAGUGAAAAAGUGGACUAUGAUGGCCAGGGUAGAAUUGUAUCUAGAGUGUUUGCUGAUGGUAAAACAUGGAGUUACACGUAUCUUGAAAAGUCUAUGGUCCUUUUACUGCACAGUCAACGUCAAUACAUCUUUGAAUAUGACUUACUAGACCGGCUUUCUGCCAUAACCAUGCCCAGUGUUGCUCGCCAUACCAUGCAGACUAUCCGUUCCAUUGGCUACUAUCGGAAUAUCUACAAUCCCCCUGAAAGCAAUGCCUCUGUCAUCAUGGACUACAAUGAGGAAGGGCAGCUGCUACAAACCGCUUUCUUGGGUACAAGCCGAAGAGUCCUGUUCAAGUACCGAAGGCAGACCAGGCUUUCAGAAAUUCUGUAUGAUAGUACAAGAGUCAGUUUUACUUACGAUGAGACUGCAGGGGUUCUGAAAACAGUAAACCUCCAGAGUGAUGGUUUUAUCUGCACGAUUAGAUACAGACAAAUUGGCCCAUUGAUUGACAGGCAGAUUUUCCGCUUUAGUGAAGAUGGAAUGGUAAAUGCCCGAUUUGACUACAGCUAUGACAAUAGCUUCAGAGUGACUAGCAUGCAAGGUGUUAUCAAUGAAACUCCAUUGCCGAUUGAUCUUUACCAGUUUGAUGACAUCUCUGGAAAAGUUGAGCAGUUUGGAAAAUUUGGGGUUAUAUAUUAUGAUAUUAACCAGAUAAUAUCAACAGCCGUAAUGACUUACACAAAACACUUCGAUGCCCACGGGCGCAUAAAGGAAAUCCAGUAUGAAAUAUUCAGGUCACUUAUGUACUGGAUUACAAUUCAGUAUGAUAACAUGGGACGGGUAACUAAAAGAGAAAUCAAAAUAGGACCAUUUGCUAACACAACCAAGUAUGCUUAUGAAUAUGAUGUCGAUGGUCAACUACAGACUGUUUAUCUGAAUGAAAAAAUAAUGUGGCGAUACAACUAUGAUUUGAAUGGCAACCUCCACUUGCUCAACCCAAGUAAUAGUGCUCGUUUGACACCACUUCGGUAUGAUCUGAGAGACAGAAUUACUCGACUAGGUGAUGUUCAAUACCGAUUAGAUGAAGAUGGAUUCCUGAGACAGAGGGGUACUGAGAUCUUUGAAUACAGCUCUAAGGGUCUUCUUACAAGAGUUUAUAGCAAAGGAAGUGGGUGGACAGUGAUAUAUCGUUAUGAUGGACUUGGGAGACGGGUUUCGAGCAAAACCAGUCUGGGACAACACCUCCAAUUUUUUUAUGCAGACCUUACCUAUCCAACAAGGAUCACUCAUGUAUACAAUCAUUCAAGUUCUGAAAUCACCUCUCUCUACUAUGACUUGCAAGGACACCUUUUCGCCAUGGAAAUUAGCAGUGGAGAUGAGUUCUACAUUGCAUCAGACAACACUGGCACACCCCUGGCAGUUUUUAGUAGCAAUGGUCUAAUGCUUAAGCAGAUCCAAUACACAGCUUAUGGUGAGAUCUAUUUUGACUCCAACCUUGACUUCCAGUUGGUAAUAGGAUUUCAUGGAGGCCUUUAUGACCCUCUGACCAAACUAAUUCAUUUUGGCCAAAGAGAUUAUGACAUACUGGCAGGUCGUUGGACUACACCUGAUAUUGAGCUCUGGAAAAAAAUAGGAAAGGAUCCAGCUCCUUUUAAUCUGUACAUGUUUAGAAAUAACAAUCCAGCCAGCAAAAUACAUGAUGUGAAAGAUUACAUCACAGAUGUUAACAGCUGGCUAGUGACAUUUGGUUUCCACCUGCACAAUGCUAUUCCUGGUUUCCCUGUGCCCAAAUUUGAUUUAACCGAGCCCUCUUACGAACUUGUGAAGAGUCAGCAAUGGGAUGAUGUACCGCCAAUUUCUGGAGUCCAACAACAAGUGGCAAGGCAAGCAAAGGCUUUCUUGUCCUUGGGAAAGAUGGCAGAAAUCCAGAUCAGCAAGCGUAGGUCCGGCAGCGAGAAAUCAUGGCUUUGGUUUGCAACCGUAAAAUCUCUGAUUGGAAAAGGGGUCAUGCUCGCUGUCAAUCAAGGCAAAGUGCAAACUAAUGUGCUCAACAUUGCAAACGAGGAUUGUAUCAAAGUGGCAGCUGUUCUGAACAAUGCAUACUACCUGGAGAACUUACAUUUCACGAUUGAAGGAAAGGACACGCACUAUUUCAUAAAGACCACUUCACCAGAGAGCGACCUAGGCACACUGAGAUUGACAAGUGGCCGGAAAGCCCUGGAAAACGGCAUCAAUGUCACCGUUUCACAGUCCACCACUGUAGUAAAUGGCAGGACUCGUAGGUUUGCAGAUGUUGAAAUGCAAUAUGGUGCACUGGCUCUUCAUGUCCGCUAUGGCAUGACUCUCGACGAGGAAAAGGCACGGAUAUUAGAGCAGGCUAGGCAGAGGGCUUUAUCCAAUGCCUGGGCCAGAGAACAGCAAAGAGUGAGAGAUGGAGAGGAAGGUGCCAGACUAUGGACCGAAGGGGAAAAGAGGCAGCUACUGAGUGCUGGAAAAGUCCAAGGAUAUGAUGGGUACUAUGUACUCUCCGUGGAGCAAUACCCCGAAUUAGCAGACAGCGCUAACAAUAUACAGUUCCUUAGGCAAAGUGAGAUUGGAAAGAGGUAACACACUGGUUGAGUUGGGCUGCCAAAGAGACUGACUCUGUACCGGUGUCUUCUAAGAGGGAGACCAAAUGGUUUUGCUGCAUUACUACUUGAGCCUAAAUGUACAUCUUUGCUCAGAUUUUAUUUCUGUAGCACAAUCUAAAUAGACUCUACAAAGAAGAGAGAGCCUUCCAGAAGAAUGAUACUGUAGGGGGAAAAAAGACUGGGUUUUGUUUCUGAAUGACCUUAAAGGUGAUCUGCUUUAAAGAAUAUGUUUACAUAUGCAUAUCGCUGCACUCUAGUUGGACUGAAAGUAUUAAAAAGAAAGGCCUAAAGGGUUUGGAACAGGCUGCCUAGUCCUUGAGGCACAGACCCAUAUGGUGUUUCCAAAUAUUACUAAAUUGUUGACCUUGCCUACAAGAAAUCAUCUCUCUUCUCCUCUCUCUCUCUUGAUCUCUUCCUCUCUCUGCAUAGGAUGUGGUAUAUAUCUCUGUUCAUUUUAAUAUGUGGGGGGCAAAAAAACUCUUGUUUAUGAACACCCUGACGGCUUUAAACUGUGCUGCUUUCUAAAAGGACAUUGGCACAAGCAAUUUAUGCUACAAUGGGAAUUUAAUAAUGGAUUUUACAAUGGUAAUGUGGUUUGCCUUGGGGGUUGGGGGGGGCGGGAAUGGCAAGUGGAAUCCUUGUCACAGAGAAGCAAAGGAAACCUUGAUUUUUUUUGUAAAUUAUGUGAGACAAGUUGUUUAUGGAUUUUUAUAUGAAUUACAAUUUACUGUACAUCAAAUAUUAGUCUCAGAGGAGUUAAUUUAUGUAAAGUGUUUAAAAAAGGUUUAUACUUAAAAUAAAAUGAUAAAAAUGU
Molecule: messenger RNA, 8371 nt
Organism: Eublepharis macularius
Lineage: Eukaryota; Metazoa; Chordata; Lepidosauria; Squamata; Eublepharidae
Product: teneurin-3
Exons: 25
Coding region: 251-7534 (2427 amino acids)
Biological process (GO): heterophilic cell-cell adhesion; signal transduction; neuron development
Cellular component (GO): neuron projection; membrane
Molecular function (GO): protein homodimerization activity; protein heterodimerization activity; cell adhesion molecule binding
Source: RefSeq, a predicted model, not a curated record